GUGGCGUGUGGCAGUCAGUGAAGAAAGCAAGAGAACACACCUUGAUGGAGACAGAGGAUACCUAUUCAGAGGUGCAGGAGGAAUACGAAUAUUUGGAUGCACUGAGGGAGGAAGAGGGAAAACACUCACCUAAAGGGAGAAAUAAUUCCAGUCUUUUGGAGGGGGAUGAGCAGCUAUGGCAAAAAAUACAUCAAGGAGAAAACAGGAAUGAGUGCACUGCAAGCAGGAAAACUUCCAUUGAAAUAUCGGUUAUUAAUGUUCAACAACGGAUGUGUAACACAAAGAAAAUAUAUAAAUGCCUGGAGUGUGGGAAAAGUUUUGGAAGAAAAUAUACCCUCCUCUCCCACCAAAGGACACACACAGGGGAGAAACCAUACAAAUGCCUGGGGUGUGGGAAAAGCUUCAGUCACAGUUCACAUCUUACUUCACACCAAAGGACACACACUGGGGAGAAACCAUAUAAAUGCCUGGAGUGUGUGAAAAGCUUCAGCCACAGUUCACAUCUUACUUCGCAUCAAAGGACACACACUGGGGAGAAACCAUACAAAUGCCUUGAGUGUGGGAAAAGUUUCAGUCACAGUUCACAACUUACUUCGCACCAAAGGACACACACUGGGGAGAAACCAUAUAAAUGCCUGGAGUGUGGGAAAAGCUUCAGUCACAGUUCAAGUCUUACUUCCCAUCAAAGAAUUCACACAGGGGAAAAGCCAUAUGAAUGCCUGCAGUGUGGGGAAAGGUUCAGUCGCAAUGCAAACCUUAUUUUCCACCAAAGGGCACACAUAGGGGAGAAACCAUAUAAGUGCCAGGAGUGUGGGGAAAGUUUUGGAAGAAAAGAUAAUCUCAUUUCCCAUCAAAGAAUGCACACAGGGGAAAAGCCAUAUAAAUGCCUGGAGUGUGGGAAAAGCUUCAGUCACAGUUCCAGUCUUACUUCCCAUCAAAGAAUUCACACAGGGGAGAAACCAUACAAAUGCCUAGAGUGCAGGGAAAGCUUCAGUCGGCGUUCCACUCUUGCUUCCCAUCAAAGAAUUCACACAGGUGAAAAACCAUACAAAUGCCUAGAGUGCAGGGAAAGUUUCAGAUGGCGUUCUACUCUUACUUCCCAUCAAAGAAUUCACACAGGGAAACCAUAUAAAAGCUUGGAAUGUGGGAAAGACUUCAGUCAGGGUAGCCAACUCGCUGUCCAUCAAAGAAUUCACACAGGGGAGAAACCAUAUAAAUACCUGCAGUGUGGGAAAAGUUUUUUGUGGAACGAUAAUCUCAACUCCCACCAAAGAAUUUACACAGAGGAGAAAGCAUACAAAGGCCUGGAGUGUAGGAAAAGCUUCAGCCAGAGUGCAUACCUUAGUUCCCAUCAAAGAACUCACACGAGGGAGAAAUUAUAUAAAUGCCUGGAGUGUGGGAAAAGCUUCAGUCACAGUUCAUCCCUUCAUCGCCAUCAGAACAUUCACACAGGUGAGAAACUAUAUAAAUGCCUGCAGUGUGGGAGAAGUUUUUAAAAAGAUUACCUCAUCUCCCAUCAAAGAAUUCACUCAGGGGAGAAACGGCACAAAUGUCUGCAGUGUGGAAAAGGAUUCACUAAGCGUUCCACUCUUACUUCCCACCAAAGAAUUCACACAGGGGAGAAACCAUAUAAAUGUCUGAAAUGUGGAAAAAGCUUCACUGACAGUUCUAAUGUUAUUUCCCACCAAAGAAUCCACACAGGGGAGAAACCAUACAAAUGCCUGGAGUGUGGAAAAAGCUUCAGUCAGAGGGGGUACCUUACUUCCCACCAAAGGAGACACACAGGGGAGAAGCCAUACAAAUGCCUGGAGUGUGAGAAAAGCUUCACUAGCAGUUCUGCUCUUACUUCCCAUCGAAGAAUACACACAGGGGAAAAGCCAUACAAAUGUCUGGAGUGUGAGAAAAGCUUCUCUGACUGUUCCAAUCUUAUUUCCCAUCAAAGAGUUCACACAGGGAAGAAACCAUACAAAUGCCUGGAAUGUGGAAAAUGCUUCAGUGAGAAUUCCACUCUUACAAUCCAUCAAAGAAUUCACACAGGGGAGAAACCAUAUCAAUGCUUGAAGUGUGAGAAAAGCUUCACUGGCAGUUCCCGUCUUGCUUCCCAUCAAAGAAUUCACACAGGGGAGAAACCAUAUAAAUGCCUGGAGUGUGAGAAAAACUUCACUGACUAUUCCAGUCUUAUUUCCCAUCAAAGAAUUCACACAGGGGAGAAACCAUACAAAUGCCUGGAAUGUGGGAAAAGCUUCUGUCAUUAUUCCAGUCUUACUUCCCAUCAAAGAAUUCACACAGGAGAGAAACCAUAUAAAUGCCUGGAAUGUGGGAAAAGCUUCACUGACCAUUCCAAUUUUGCUUCCCAUCGAAGAAUUCAUACAGGGGAGAAACCAUAUAAAUGCCUUGAGUGUGGGAAAAGCUUCAGUCAGAGUUCCAAUCUUUCUUCCCAUCAAAGAAUUCACAAAAAGGAAAAACCAUAUGAAUGCCUGCAGUGUGGGAAAAGUUUCAGCCAGAGUGCAGACCUUACUUCCCAUCAAAGAAUUCACACAAGGGAGAAACCAUACAAAUGUCUGGAAUGUGGGGAAAGCUUCCAACUGAGUGCACACCUUAUUUCCCAUAGAUUAAUUCACACGGGGGGGAAACCAUAUAAAUGCCUGGAGUGUGGCAAAAGUUUUGGAAGAAAAGAUAACUUCAUCUCCCAUCAAAGAAUUCACACAAGGGAGAAACCAUACAAAUGUCUGGAAUGUGGGAAAAGCUUCCGACAGAGUGCACACCUUAUUUCCCAUAGAAUAAUUCACACAGGGGAAAAACCAUAUAAAUGCCUGGAGUGUGGCAAAAGUUUUGGAAGAAAAGAUAACUUCAUCUCCCAUCAAAGAAUUCACACAGGGGAGAAACCAUACAAAUGCUUGGACUGUGGGAAAAGCUUCACUGAUGGUUCCGGUCUUGCCUCCCAUCGAAGAAUUCACACAGAGGAAAAACAAUUCAAAUGCCUGGAGUGUGGGAAAAGCUUCAGUCAGAGUUCUGGUCUAGCUUCCCAUCGAAGAAUUCACACAGGGGAAAAGCCAUACAAAUGCCUGGUGUGUGAGAAAAGCUUCAGCCAUAGUUCUCACCUUAAUUUCCAUCAAAGAAUUCAUACAGGGGAGAAACCAUACAAAUGCAUACAGUGUGGGAAAAGCUUCAGCCUCAGUGCAAGCCUUACUUACCACCAAAGAAUUCACACAGGGGAGAAACCAUACAAUUGUCUGGAAUGUGGUAAAAGUUUCCGCAACCACUCAAACCUUCUUUCUCAUCAAAGAAUUCACACAGGGGAGAAACCAUACAAAUGCCUGGAGUGUCAGAAAAGUUUCAGGCAUAGUGCAGACCUUACUUCCCAUAGAAGAAUUCAUACAGAAGAGAAACCAUACAAAUGUGUGGAAUGUGGGAAAAGCUUCCGACAGAUUUCACACCUUAUUUCCCAUAGAAGAAGUCACGCAGGGGAGAAACCAUACAAAUGUCUGGAGUGUAAUAAAAGCUUCAACUGCAAUAAGCAGCUUAAUGUCCAUCAGAAAAAGCUUCACAGUACAAGUCUUCCCAUUGAAAAAUUCACACAGAGAAACCAUAUAAAUGCCUAGAAUGUUAAUAAGCUUCUGGAAGAGUGGACUCCUUACUGUCCAUCAAAAAAGAAACUUUUAUGAGAAUGAAUUACUUCCCAUUCCAAAGAACUCAUACAAGGGAAAAAACAUACAAAUGCCUGCAGUGUGGGAAAAGUUUCUAGCAUAGUGCACAUCUUACAUCCCACUGAAGGAUGCACACAGGGGAGAGGAAAUAUGUCAUAUAUUUAUGAUUUUAAUUAUAUUGUAUUUACGAA
Heteronotia binoei (common prickly gecko) is the source of this 3838-nucleotide messenger RNA. Its product is annotated as zinc finger protein 208-like. NCBI's taxonomy places the organism in Eukaryota, Metazoa, Chordata, Lepidosauria, Squamata, Gekkonidae. Gene Ontology annotation, molecular function: RNA polymerase II cis-regulatory region sequence-specific DNA binding; DNA-binding transcription factor activity, RNA polymerase II-specific. The record is from RefSeq and is a predicted model, not a curated record. Gene Ontology annotation, biological process: regulation of transcription by RNA polymerase II.